Lachancea dasiensis is the source of this 693-nucleotide messenger RNA. The record is from the annotation of a GenBank genome assembly. Lineage: Eukaryota; Fungi; Ascomycota; Saccharomycetes; Saccharomycetales; Saccharomycetaceae.
AUGCUAAAAAGAUACAUAUCUAUUCCCCGUUUCCAACGCUUUAGCUCUACCAAAAUGGCCACGCCGGUUUGGAGACCUCAGGACCAUGUACCAAAGGAAGUUAAAGACCUACUCUCAAGCUCCCAGCAAAGCCAUGUAUUGGCAUUUCUACACGUUGUCCAGCUGCUGAAAAUACAGAAGAGGACUGGAUGGCUCGACCACAACAUAGAACCUUGCGAAAGCAUCGCAGAUCACAUGUACCGCAUGGGUAUCACCGCGAUGCUCAUCAAAGACGCCAGAGUUAAUAGAGACAAGUGUGUACGAAUUGCAAUGGUUCACGAUAUUGCAGAAUCGCUAGUGGGGGACAUCACGCCAUUUGACCCUGUGGGAAAAGAAGAAAAACACCGUAGAGAACUCGCUACUAUCAAGUAUCUAUGCGAUGAGUUGAUCGAGCCUUAUAACCCAGAGGCCGCCCGAGAAAUCCUUGAGGACUGGCUGGCAUACGAGAAUAUCACUUCGCUAGAAGCCCGGUAUGUGAAGGACAUCGAUAAGUUCGAAAUGUUGGUACAGUGCUUUGAGUACGAAAAGAAUGCGGGUGGAAAAAGAGAUCUCGACCAAUUUUGGUCUGCACUCAAUUCUAUCAAGACUGAAGAGGUGAAGAGCUGGGCCCUAGAUCUCGUGAAAAAGCGUGAAGAAUUUUACAGUAGUCUAUAA